This is a messenger RNA of Spinacia oleracea (spinach), 3642 nucleotides long. RefSeq names its product 26S proteasome non-ATPase regulatory subunit 1 homolog A. The transcript has 13 exons. Gene Ontology annotation, molecular function: enzyme regulator activity. The record is from RefSeq and is a predicted model, not a curated record. Gene Ontology annotation, cellular component: proteasome regulatory particle, base subcomplex; nucleus; proteasome complex. Bases 248 to 3250 code for a protein of 1000 amino acids. Gene Ontology annotation, biological process: proteasome-mediated ubiquitin-dependent protein catabolic process; regulation of protein catabolic process. NCBI's taxonomy places the organism in Eukaryota, Viridiplantae, Streptophyta, Magnoliopsida, Caryophyllales, Amaranthaceae.
GACUUGAGAUCGAAUCCGGUGUGCCAUCCCAAAUAACCUUUCUUUUCCAUUCUGACUUGAAUUCGCGCACCCCUCCAAUCUUUCUUGACGAAGAAUCCACCACCUAGAGGCUAGAGCAGUGGAGCACCCCUUUUAUCCGUCCCCUCCCCUCCCCUCCCCUUCUCUUUUCUAUCUCAAGUUCUCCAACAAAACCAGUCGGCGGCGGCACCUCUUCCAAGUUCCAACCACCUCUUCUUCUCAGCCGCUAAUGGCGAAUUUGGCUACAUCAGCUGGCGGCAUGCUCGCCAUGCUAAGCGAGCAUUCAACUUCUCUGAAGCUUCAUGCUCUCUCCAAUCUCAAUGUCUACGCUCAAUUUCUCUGGCCAGAGAUAUCUACUAGUAUCCCUCUUUUAGAAAGUUUAUAUGAAGAUGAAGAAUUCUCCCAGAGACCACUGGCAGCAUUAGUUGUUUCUAAGGUUUUCUAUUUCUUGGGUGAACUUAAUGAUUCUUUAGCAUAUGCACUUGGAGCUGGGUCAUUAUUUGAUGUUUCAGAGGAUUCUGAUUAUGUUAGGACACUUCUCGACAAAGCCAUUGAUGAGUAUGCUAGUCUUAGGAACAAAUCAGCUGAGUCAAAGGAAGAAGCUGUCAACAUUGAUCCCAGACUAGAGGCAAUUGUGGAGAGAAUGUUGGAGAAGUGCAUUUUGGAUGGAAGAUAUCAACAAGCUAUGGGGAUGGCAAUUGAGUGCCGAAGAUUAGAUAAACUCGAGGAGGCAAUCAUGAGGAGUGAUAAUGCUCCCGGAAGUUUGGCAUAUUGUAUCAAUGUCUCCCACUCCUAUGUUAAUCGUAGAGAGUAUCGGCAGGAGGUGCUUCGUCUGCUUGUCAGAGUGUAUCAGAAGUUGCCAUCCCCUGAUUAUUUGAGCAUUUGUCAGUGUUUAAUGUUUUUGGAUCAACCCGAAGCUGUUGCAAGCAUUCUGGAAAAGCUUCUCCGUGCAGAGAAAUUGGAAGAUACCUUGCUUUCAUUUCAAAUAGCUUUUGAUCUCGUAGAAAACGAGCACCAGGCUUUUCUGUUAAAUGUGAGGGAUCGCCUUUCAAAGCCCAAAUCUUCUUCACAGCUGCCCAUAUCCACGGAACCAGAAUCUUCUCAGACUGAAAAUACAACAGCUUCCGAAGAUGUGCAAAUGUCUGAUGAGACCCGUGUCUCAGAUGCAGUUGUGGGUGAAAUGGAUCCUACUGAAGCUAGAUAUGCUGAAAGAUUGACCAAAAUUAAAGGCAUAUUGUCUGGAGAGACUUCCAUACAGCUGACUUUGCAGUUUUUAUAUAGUCACAACAAGUCAGACCUCCUUAUUCUAAAGACCAUAAAGCAGUCUGUUGAGAUGAGGAAUAGUGUUUGUCACAGUGCAACAAUAUAUGCAAAUGCAAUUAUGCAUGCUGGUACUACAGUGGAUACCUUUUUAAGGGAGAAUUUGGACUGGCUAAGCAGGGCCACCAACUGGGCCAAGUUUAGUGCAACUGCUGGAUUGGGUGUUAUUCACAGGGGCCAUUUGCAGCAGGGCCGGUCACUAAUGGCGCCUUACUUGCCACAGGGUGGUGCUGGAGGCGGUGGCAGUCCAUACUCUGAAGGCGGAGCACUGUAUGCUCUUGGUUUGAUCCACGCUAACCAUGGGGAGGGUAUCAAACAGUUCCUUCGUGAUAGCCUACGCAGUACUAAUGUUGAGGUCAUACAACAUGGUGCGUGUUUAGGGCUUGGAUUAGCAGCUCUUGGAACUGCAGAUGAAGAUGUAUUUGAAGACAUAAAAAAUGUGCUCUACACGGACAGUGCUGUUGCGGGUGAAGCUGCCGGCAUCAGUAUGGGCUUGCUUAUGGUUGGUACAGCUAGUGAGAAGGCCGGUGAGAUGCUUGCUUAUGCACACGAAACCCAGCAUGAGAAGAUCAUUAGGGGAUUGGCAUUGGGUAUAGCUCUUACAGUUUAUGGAAGAGAGGAGGAAGCAGACACACUUAUUGAGCAAAUGACUAGGGACCAAGAUCCUAUUCUGCGUUAUGGUGGUAUGUAUGCGUUGGCUUUGGCUUACAGAGGAACAUCAAAUAAUAAGGCUAUCCGGCAGCUGCUACACUUUGCAGUGUCGGAUGUGAGCGAUGAUGUUAGGCGAACUGCCGUUUUGGCUCUAGGUUUUGUCUUGUAUUCUGAACCAGAACAGACUCCCCGUAUUGUAUCAUUGCUGUCUGAGUCGUACAAUCCACAUGUACGAUAUGGUGCUGCCUUAGCAGUAGGCAUUUCAUGCGCUGGCACUGGUCUAAGUGAGGCUAUAUCUUUGUUAGAACCGUUGACAUCGGACGUUGUUGAUUUUGUUCGGCAAGGUGCCCUGAUUGCUAUGGCCAUGGUUAUGGUUCAAAUCACCGAAGCUAUGGAUUCACGGGUUGGCACAUUCAGGCGGCAAUUGGAAAAGAUAAUACUUGACAAGCAUGAAGAUACCAUGAGCAAGAUGGGAGCCAUUUUAGCGUCUGGAAUUCUUGAUGCUGGUGGAAGGAAUGUGACAAUUAGGUUGCUUUCCAAGUCGAAACACGAUAAAAUCACAGCAGUGGUUGGUCUUGCUGUUUUUAGCCAGUUUUGGUACUGGUAUCCUCUCAUAUAUUUCAUAAGCUUGGCAUUCUCGCCCACAGCCUUUGUUGGGCUGAACUACGACUUGAAAGUUCCAAAGUUUGACUUUUUGUCCCAUGCAAAACCUUCCUUGUUUGAGUACCCAAAGCCAACUACUGUGCCCACCACUGCAUCAGCUGUGAAACUUCCGACCGCUGUAUUAUCAACAUCAGUAAAGGCCAAAGCCAGGGCAAAAAAGGAGGCAGAGCAGAAAGACAAGUCUGUAGGGUCAGAGCCUUCAGCUUCCACAUCUGCCAGUGGGAAAGGAAAAUCGUCUACAGAGAAGGAGGGAGACUCUAUGCUCGUUGAUAGUCUACCAGAAAAGAAGGCUGAGGCGGAACCUUGUUUUGAAACCAUAACAAAUCCUGCUAGGGUAGUUCCCGCUCAAGAGAAGUUUAUCAAGUUUCUGGAGGGAAGCAGAUAUAUGCCUGUGAAGUUGGCCGCUUCUGGUUUUGUACUUCUGAAAGACUUACGUCCUGAAGAACCAGAGGUAUUGUCUCUUACUGAUGCACCUGCUUCUGCUUCUGCAACAACAAAUUCUGCUGCUGUUGCUGCACCAGUGCAACAGGGAACUGUUGCUGCCAUGGCUGUUGAUGAGGAGCCCCAACCCCCUCAGCCUUUUGAGUACACCUCAUAAUUGUCAAUGAUGUUGGUGGGUCAGUUGAACGCGAGGCUUGUUUGGUUGCCAACAAUCAUCUAAGGAAGGGGUAGAUAUUUCAGAGAGAAAUUAUAAUAUUGAUGGGUCAGUGAAAUGUUUGGUUAUGGACCCAGUAAUUGUUCAGUUGGUUCUCUUUUGAGAAUUUUUUGUGUCAAUCUAUUUGCAAAAUGAUACUUGUAUUUUACAUGGUGAAGAAUACAUGAAGAUACCUUUCGCUUAUCCUCAAUUUCCAUGUUUGUCGUUACAAUUUGAACCAGGCUCCUAGAGCUAGAUUUCAUCAGCUUACAAGUAGUUUAAGGUUUUUUUUAAUUGACAGUUAUGUAAUAAUCUUUUCGUGUUACAUUUAUGUCAUUGACACUAUUAUUAUUACA